AUGGAGUCGCCGGAGGGUUUCAGGAUAGUGCGCGCCCGGGCGUCGGACCGCGACCGCGUGGAGCGUCUGGCGAGGAGCGCCUUCUACCCGGACGAGCCGCUCGACGUGGCGUUCGGCAACACCAGAGGACCCCCCACCGAGGAGAUUCUCUUCCUGUCGGCGCUCGGCGACGGCCACUCACUAAUCGCAGAGGAUGCCAGCACCGGGGAGGCCGUGGCCAUGUGCAUCAACAGCAUCGUGACGCCCGAAAUACACGAGAAGGAGGCGCAGCUGCAGGUGCGCGAUGAGAAGCUACGCGCGGUGCUGCGCGUGGUAGAUGCGGCGUUGAGAGAGGCGGACGUGUGGUCGCAUACGACUGCUCGGAGCGCGCUCGAGGUGCACAUCCUGGCCGUGGCGAGAUCUGCGCGCGGCCGCGGUCUGGCGGCGGCGAUGCUGGCGGAGUCGCUGCGGAUGGCCAAGGAGGAGCUGCGGCUGCCACUGGUGAUGAUCUUCUGCACCAGUGCCUUCUCCGCGAGGCUGGCGCGCCGCGCGGGCAUGCAAGUCGUCUACGAGCUGCCGUACAGCCAGAUCGACAUGCCUGUGCAGCCCCCACACCCACACGACAGACUCGCCAUUUACAUGCUGCACCUCCAGCAAUAA
Messenger RNA from Schistocerca serialis cubense, 639 nucleotides. RefSeq lists its product as uncharacterized. Lineage: Eukaryota; Metazoa; Arthropoda; Insecta; Orthoptera; Acrididae. The record is from RefSeq and is a predicted model, not a curated record. The transcript is spliced from 2 exons. The coding region runs from base 1 to 639 and encodes 212 amino acids. Gene Ontology annotation, molecular function: N-acetyltransferase activity.